CGCAGUCAUGACGGAGCGAAACCUCGACAUCUUCGAGAGCAAACUCUCCGAUCCGAACACAGGUAUCCAAAGAUCGCCUUACGGUUCGUUUGUCGCCGCCACAGUCACUGACUAUUCGUCUNNAGAUCUCCGGACGAAAUGUAACUUCCUCAUCGAGAUCCGUGAUGGCAUGGACCACUGGUGCCAGGGCACUACCUACCCUGUCUUCCUGCAAAAGUUUGUCCCAGUCCUACUCGAUAUCCUCAGUAGCUCUCCAGUCUUCAUCAGCACAUCGCCGGAACAGCGACUACGAAACUGCGCCCUCGAGAUUCUGCAUCGUCUACCCAUGUCCACGCCGGACGUAACCGAUCAGUAUGCUCCACAAAUCGUCGACAAGCUGUUAGAGCUCGCACGUACCGAGAACGAGGACAAUGCUGUACUCUGCAUGAAGAUCAUUAUGGAGUUCGAGAGGAACCACCUGAAUUCAUGCGCAAGCAGAGUCCAGCCAUUUCUGGACCUCAUCUUGGAGCUAUUCCAGACCAUGGAUCAAACCGUCAAAGACACCUUCGACACACCAGCAGCUGUAGGCUCGUCUUCUGCUGUCGCGCCAGGUACACCGCAGUACAACUCUCCUAGGCCUGCAUCACCAGUCGCAUCAACAACAUCUUUGACUGCCGAUGUUGGCAAUGACCAACCACAAACUCGACAACUUCAAAAAGGAACUCAGUCAUUCAAGCUUGUAGCGGAGUGUCCUAUCAUCGUCGUCAGCAUCUUCCAGGCACAUCGUAGCAUGGUAGCGAAGAAUGUCGAAGCAUUUGUUCAUCGUAUCAAAGCAAUUCUUUCACUUCAGGCUGGACCGCAAAAGAGAGCACACGAGGAGGCCAAAGAGCGGGGAACAAGUUUCGUCGGCGUGGCCAAGGACAUCAAGAAUCGCGCGGCCUUUGGAGAGCUUGUCACUGCUCAAGUGAAGACCAUGAGUUUCUUGGCCUAUCUUCUGCGUGUUUACCAGAAACUUCUGACAGACUUNUUGCAAGAGCUUCCAGAGAUUGUCGUGCGCCUACUACAAGACUGUCCGAGGGAGAAGUCCAGUGCGCGUAAAGAGCUCUUGGUUGCUAUCAGACACAUUGUCAACUUCAACAUCAGAACCAUUUUCUUGCCGAAGUUGGACGAGUUGCUCGACGAACGCACCCUGAUUGGCGAUGGCUUGACGGUUUACGAGACAUUACGACCUUUAGCGUUCACUAUGUUGGCCGACUUGAUUCACCACGUGAGAGAACAAUUGAAACCAGCACAGAUCGAGAAGAGUAUCUUUGUCUACACAAAGAAUCUGCAUGACGAUUACCCAGGCACUAGCUUCCAGACCAUGAGUGCAAAGCUACUGCUCAAUAUGGCUGAAUGCAUGGCCAAGGUCGAAGACAAGCAGGACGCUCGCUACUUCCUUACCUUGGUUCUAAAUGCAAUCGGCGAAAAGUUCGCAUCGAUGAACCGCCAAUACCACAACGCUGUCAAAGCAUCUGCACAGUAUGCAGAGACGACGAUGGAGGCUGGUGCUGAGAAUUACCUUGCCGAUAUCAACCAGAAGCCCGAGUGGGAUGAAAUUGACAUCUUCAAUGCAACACCAAUCAAGACGAACAAUCUCAGAGAUCGUGGAUCAGACCCUGUGGCAGACAACAAAUUUCUAUUCAAGAAUCUCUUGCAUGGCUUGAAGACGCUCUUCUAUUCGCUACGCGCCUCUAAUCCGACCCGUAUCCGCGAUGAGAUGGACGCAGCCAACGUACCGCCUAAUUGGCAGGAUGUCUCUUACGGAUUUAACGCCGAGGAAGUCAACGUACUGAUCAAACUGUUCCAUGAGGGUGCUCAAGUCUUCCGCUACUACAACGCGGAGAAGACACCCGCAGAAACACCCAUGAUGAACCCAGUCGAGUUCUUGGCCAACAACCACAUGAUGAGCAGUGGAAAGGAAGAGAAAGACCUUCUCGAGACUUUUGCAACCAUCUUCCAUCAUAUCGACCCUGCCACGUUCCAUGAAGUCUUUCAAGCCGAAAUUCCACACCUCUACGAGAUGAUAUUCGACCAUCCUGCUCUUCUGCACAUCGCACAGUUCUUGCUCGCUAGUGAGGCAACAUCUCCUGCGUUUUGUGGCAUGAUGUUACAGUUCUUGAUGGGCAGACUAGAGGAAGUCGGGACUUCUGAUGUCCAGAAAUCAAGCGUGCUUCUCAGGCUCUUCAAGCUGUCUUUUAUGGCAGUGACCCUUUUCUCUGCACAGAAUGAGCAAGUACUACUGCCGCAUGUGACAAAACUCAUCACAAGGUCCAUCGAGCUGUCAGUAACCGCUGAAGAUCCAACAAACUACUUCCUUCUGCUCAGAUCGCUUUUCAGAAGUAUUGGAGGCGGUAGGUUCGAGAACCUUUACAAGGAAAUUCUACCUUUGCUUGAGAUGCUAUUGGAAGUACUGAACAACCUGCUCACGUCCGCGCGCAAGCCUCAAGACAGAGACCUCUUUGUCGAACUGUCUCUGACUGUACCUGCACGUCUUAGCCAUCUGCUGCCUCACCUGAGUUAUCUGAUGCGACCGCUCGUUGUGGCUCUCCGUGCCGGUUCGGAGCUUAUCGCGCAAGGUCUUCGCACUUUGGAGCUCUGUGUCGAUAACCUCACAGCAGACUACCUCGACCCUAUCAUGGCUCCCGUCAUUGACGAGUUGAUGGCUGCUUUGUGGGACCAUCUCAAACCUCAACCUUACAGCCACUUCCAUGCUCACACCACUAUGCGUAUUUUGGGCAAGCUGGGAGGUCGUAACCGUAAAUUCCUUACUUCGCCUCCUGCUCUAGAGUACAAGCCUUAUGCAGAUGACGAAGCCAGCUACGACAUCAAGCUUAUAGGCUCUAUGAAGGACCGAGCCUUCCCUGCGAGGUUAGGAAUUGACGUCGCUAUCGACAAGCUUAGAGAACAGCCAAAGGCAGCAGCAGCGAAGAAGUCUGAUGCUUUCCACAAACAACAAGCCCUCCACCUCGUCAAGGCUCAAAUCAAGCUAUUGGUUGGAUAUGAUUCUCUUCCAGAGGAUUUUGCAGGACUCGUUCGCUUGCAGGCAAACGACUUAUUUGACAAGAACUACGAUGUCGGACAUGACUUGUUCUCGAAAUCCGAGCGCGAGAAGUCAGUUGCUAAGAGAGAUGCUCAGCAAGCGACCCUGCUCAAGUUGAUCAAGGCUGCCAUGGUAGCAGCUGCAGUCCCCGAACUCAAACAGGACGUUACGCCCUUCCUGGAUGGUCUCUACAAGCAUUUGACAAUAAUUGAACUCGGCCGAUCUCUCGGUCAGGAGAAGCACGUCAAGCGACCCUUCGAGCCUUUGUCUGGCGAAGGUCCAGUCUUUGUCGAUAGCAGAGUAAUCGCCGAUGCAAUCGCCGAUAGCUUGUCUUCAGACUCUGCAGAUGUUCGCGAUGUUGCUUUCAACGCCUUGGACACCAUGUGGAAGUCGGCAGCCAUGAUCUUCGGAGCUGAAGACCGUGUCGAACGUUUGCCAUUCUUCCGUGACCUCGCGAAAUCUCUCAUUCACCACUGUUUCGAAGAAGAAUGGUUCUCAAAAUCUGGAGGUACCGCUGGUAUUGAUUAUAUUGUCAAUAGGCUCAACUUCAGCGCUGCGUGGUUGAAGGACCGCCAGCUCGAACUCAUUCGAGCACUCUUUUUUGUGAUGAAGGACAUGCCUCAAGACCUUCCUGCCAAUGUUCGUGUACAAGCCAAAGACGUGCUGCAGGAUAUCAUCAGAAAAUGCAACGAAGGGACGCCAACGUCUGAUAUUGGCACAGCGAACACUCUUCUACACAACGUGUCCAACAAGCUCGUUGGAGAAGUGUCACACAUGAAUCGACAUGUUCGCGAGGCCGCUCAAGAUGGUCUUCGAUUGCUUGCAGAAGUCGUUGGUGUCAAGCUCUACGAGAUCGUCAAGCCAGUCAAGGAGCUAGUCCUCCAGCCCAUCUUCAACAAGCCGCUUAGAGCGCUGCCCUUCGCUGUGCAGAUAGGAUACAUCGAUGCCUUGAACUUCUGCUUGGACAUGGAGAAUGAAGUCUUGCAAUUCGAAGACCGCCUCAACCGGUCACUCAUGGAGACAUUGGCUCUUGCAGAUGCUGAAGACGAAACCCUCGCACCAAAGCCGAUGGAGCAUAGAAGUGCCGAGUCAAUUGUCAACCUCAGGGUUUCUUGCCUUCGUCUUCUGACUACUGCAAUUCGCCUGCCUGCAUUCAACAACUCCCCCCACGCGCAACACCGUAGCCGUAUCAUCACGGUUUUCUUCAAAUCUCUGUAUUCUAGAAACAUCGAAGUCAAGACAACAGCCAAUGCCGGUCUGCAGAUAGUACUGCAAGCUACCCAGAAGCUACCCAAAGACCUCCUUCAAAGCGGUCUGAGGCCGAUCCUCAUGAAUGUUCAGGAUCCUCGAAAAUUGAGUGUCGAGGGACUUGAAGGUCUGCGCACGCUUCUCCAGCUUCUAACUAAUUACUUCAAGGUCGAGAUUGGUUCCCGUCUCUUAGAUCACAUGAAGCACAUUGCAGACGCCCAAAGCUUGCANAAGGUUUCGUUCUCGCUCAUUGAGCAGAAUUCUAAGAUGCGUGUUGUUACCGCUAUCUUUGGUGUCUUCCAUCUUCUUCCCGCCGCGGCUGUGCAAUUCCUCCCUACGCUGGUCGAAAGGGUACUGGAGCUUGAACGUAGUCUGCGCAGAACUCACUUCAGCCCUUUCCGCGAACCCUUGAUCAAGUACCUCAAUCACUACUCGAAGGAAGCAUUGGAGCACUUCAGUACGAACUUGAAGGACGAGGCAAAGGGCAGGUUCUUUGCCCAGAUCCUCUCGGACAAGGCAGCUGUACCUCUUCGAACAGCCGUGAUGGAAUCAGAUUCUUUCUGGGCACCGCUGACUGGAGAGGGCUUGACUGACGUCGAGAAAGAUCAAGCGGCAGUCAACGCUGUCCACGUUACUUUGUCUUUGUCAGAGUUUCCUGAGUGUCGUACUUGGCUCACAAACCAUGACAAGACGAGAUUGGCUCUGUUCGAAGCGGCCCAAUCACUACAGCAGAAGCUGCAAAACAAGACAUUGGCUUCGUCGCUUCGCCUGCCAGUCGAGCAAGUUGGGGACCACCUCAUGAUAAUUCUCACAAGAUAUCUGUCCGAAAAGCCGGACGAUCUGGACUUCUUCUUUGAUCUUGUCCAAGCCUGCGCCAACGAUGAGCUUGCAGAGUCACACCGCUUGUUCCACUUCAUCUACGAGUUCAUCAUCACCAGUACAUCAGUUGAGUACCAGCGCUCGGUCGCUGUGCGCUGCAUCGAUAUCUACACCAAUCGCCAGAAGACACCACGCAUGAAGUCAUUCGUGUUCCACUACAUCCUGAACCCCAUCUUUGCCAUGGACAUACAGCGCAACUGGGAGAGCCUCUUUGGCAACAACAAGGGCACCGAACUAUUCGACAAGUCCAUGACUGACAUUGUGCACUCGAAGUUGUGGAAACCGCAAGCCAACAGCGACAUCUCUGAAGACCCCACCCAGCCUGGCGUCGAUCAGUCAAGGAUGGAGCUGAUCCAGCUGACUUCUAUGCUCCUCAAAUACCACCAUAACAUGCUGUCUGAUGCACGCAAGGACGUAAUCAUGUUUGGGUGGACGUACAUCCGACUUGAGGACACCAUCAACAAGUAUGCUUCAUACGCGUUGAUUUCGUAUUUCAUUGCCCAUUACGAUACUCCCGCCAAGAUCGUUGUACAGAUCUAUGGCAAAUUACUGGGAGCACAUCAAGCCGAAGGCCGACCGCUGGUUAUGCAAGCUCUUGAGAUUCUUGAGCCUGUUCUUGUCAAGAGAACUGGCGGUGAACAAGCAAGAGCGCCUGCUUGGACUCGCAUACCUCGCCGCAUCCUUAGCGAAGAGACAUCCAACACUCCACAACUCACCAGUAUCUUCCAAUUCCUGGUCAGGCAUCCUGACCUCUUCUACGAGGCUAGAGAGUCUUUUGCAUCCAUGAUCAUUCCUUCGCUCAACAAGGUCGCUCAAUUACCCAAUCCUUCCACCGAGAACAAGAGGCUCGCUAUCAACCUCUUCAGCAUGAUAUGGCACUGGGAAGAACGUACCAUGAAGGAGAACGGAUCACUCUCUGGUUCUCAAUCUCCCGACAGCGAAGCACCUGCCACAAACAAGAAAGCCGCCUCAGCUUCAUACGCUCUUCGCACAAUGAUGAUCAAGUACAUGGUGAACUUCAUCGCCAUCCUGCCAGAAAGGUUCCCUGUCCCGAGCUCUACUGAUGAAGGUAAAGAUGCGAAGGAAGGCAAGGAGCGUCCCAGUCCGUCUUCCAACGAGACGAUAAGAAAGUCAUUGGAGUUACUUUGGCGUUUCUUAUCGCCAGGCUACUGGGAUGACAUUGAUGUCGAUGCUAUGUUCCCCAAGGUCACAGAGCAAAUCCUCCUUUCGGAACCCAAGCAGGAUGAGAAGAUGGAAGCCUGGACUAGCCGCGUCAUCAAUACCUUGCAAAUGCUUCGCUCGCUUGUCAAUGCCAAAUCUGACGAGUGGAUCGUUGCUCGUUUGCCUCAACUGCAAAAGUUGCUCGCAAAGCCGUUGAAGAGCGAGAGCGCCGAGAUCCAAGAUUGCCUGCAUUGCAACAAGCCAGUCGAAGGUUUCCCCGAGCUGAAGCCAUUGAUGAAGGCGAUUUUGGAUGCAGUUCCCUUGCAGCAAUCAGAAGAGGACUUGCCUGAUGCUGAAAGUCCAACCGAUGAGUUUGUCAACUUCCUCUCCACUCUUGCGGGUGAUUGUAUGUCAGCUACCGGCAAGGACACUCAAGCCCAGACCGCUGGUAUAAACAUCCUCUGGACUCUUUCGCAACGUAAGGCCGAUAGCGUAGACACUCAUAUCCCCGCUCUCCUCAAGGCCCUGCAAGGUAAUCUGGCGAAGAACCAUCUCGCAGCUCAGAUGCCUCAGCAAGUUGCCACUGCCAACGGAGUCGCAGCUCAGCCUCCUGCCAACCCUCAAGAAGUCGAUCUCAACACCGUGCUGAUUAUCAGAGUGAUCGAGAUGCUUUCAGCCCGUAUUGCCGCUCUUGGAGAACAGCGCAGACCUUAUCUGAGUGUGCUGGCCUCGCUCGUCGAGAGAUCUCAGAACAACACACUUUGCGAGAAAAUCCUCAGCAUGGUCGAAGAGUGGGUGUUCAAUUCGACAGAGCCGGUUCCUACUCUCAAGGAGAAGACCGCUGUGCUGCAAAAGAUGCUUAUGUUCGAAAACCGAUCAGACUUGACCCUCUACCACAAGUUCCUUGAUCUUGUCAUCAGGAUCUACGAGGAUCCCAAGAUCUUCAGGUCCGAGUUGGCUGUGCGCAUGGAGCAUGCUUUCCUUAUCGGCCUUAGAAGCCCUGAUAUUCCUAUGCGCACACGUUUCAUGACCAUCUAUGAUCGCAACCUCAGCCGUACGGCUGCCAAUCGCUUCUUCAAAUUGCUAGCCGAGCAACAAUGGGAUGUCCUUGCUGACAGCUUCUGGCUUAGUCAGGUCAUCCACCUCAUGUUUGGUUCGAUCGACAUGAACACUUCAUUGAAGCUUCACAACGAUGAUUUCAAGUGCCUGCCUGCCUCGAAGCUCUUCAACACACACUCUGGAGAUCCACGACUUGCUGAUCUUAUGAUUGAUUCUGAAUUUGAGAACUUCAUUGCAAGCCACAAGCGUUUUGUGCAAGAAUUGGGUGAAGUCAAGACGAAAGAUUUCCCACCACACGUCCUGAAGUUCCAGGCUAAGAACUAUAAUGCUUGGUACAGCGCAGCCACUUACAUUGAAGAGCUGGCAAUGAAGCCCAUCGUCGAUACUCCUGCUACUCGCGAGAGUAAUUUGGAUGCUCUGGUUGAAUUGUAUGCCACUCUUCAGGAAGACGACCUUUUCUACGGUACCUGGCGCAGAAGAUGCCAGUUCGUCGAGACCAACGCUGCUCUCUCGUAUGAGCAGAAUGGCGUCUGGGACAAAGCCCAAGCAAUGUAUGAGCAGGCACAGAUUAAGGCCCGUACUGGCUCGAUUGCCUUCUCACCUGGCGAGUACAUGCUCUGGGAGGAUCACUGGGUCUAUUGCGCAGAGAAACUUCAACAAUGGGAGAUCCUCGGUGACUUUGCUAAGCACGAAAAUCUGAACGAUCUGUUCCUCGAGGCAACCUGGCGCAACUUCGAUGCUUGGGAGGAGCCUGACAACCGAGCUCAGCUGGACACUAUCAUCAAGGCCGUCUCUGAUGCUCCUACACCUCGCCGCAUGUUCUUCCAAGCCUUCAUGUCACUGCUAAAGCUUCACAACAAGACUGAAACCCAACAAGACUUUAACCGCAUCUGCGACGAGAACAUCCAGCUCUCGAUCAAGAACUGGCACAAGCUUCCCAAGCAAAUAACACAAGCUCAUGUUGGGUUGCUACAGAACUUCCAGAACUUGGUGGAAUUGCACGAUGCAAGCGUGAUCUGCAGCAGCCUGGCCCAGACCACCUCUGCCAACCUUGAUGUCAAGAGUCAAGAGCUCAAGCUCCUUCUCGGUACUUGGCGAGACAGGCUGCCUAACUUCUGGGAUGACAUCAACUCGUGGCAGGACUUGGUCACCUGGCGUCAACAUAUCUUCCAGCUUAUUAACAGAACAUACUUGACACUGCUACCAUCGACGAACCAGGGCAACGCCACUGGUCAGUCGUAUGCUUACCGUGGCUACCAUGAGACUGCUUGGAUUAUCAAUCGCUUUGCCCAUGUCGCUCGCAAGCACCAGAUGCCUGACGUCUGUAUCACGCAACUGAGUAGGAUCUACACUCUGCCCAACAUCGAGAUUCAAGAAGCCUUCCUCAAGCUGAGAGAGCAGGCCAAGUGUUGCUAUCAGAACCGCAACGAGCUCACCAGUGGCUUGGAUGUCAUUAACAAUACCAAUCUCAACUACUUUGGUGCUCAGCAGAAGGCCGAGUUUUACACACUGAAGGGUAUGUUCCUAGCCAAGCUCAACCACAAGGAAGAAGCCAACGACGCAUUCGGUACUGCUCUCUACUUUGACAUCAAGCUUCCAAAGGCGUGGAGUGAAUGGGGUAGAUACAACGAUAUGCUCUUUAAGGAAAAGCCUGACGAGAGCAUCGACAAGGCUAGUGCUGCCAUCAGUUGUUAUCUCGAAGCCGCUGGUCAAUACAAGAGUGCCAAGUCAAGGAAGCUCCUUAGCAGAAUUCUCUGGCUUCUCAGUUUGGAUGAUGCAGACAACACACUCGCAAAGGCAUUUGAGAACUUCAAGGGAGAAACUCCUGUAUGGUACUGGAUCACCUUCAUUCCUCAGCUGCUCAACAACUUGUCUCGAACUCCUAGCGAGGCCAACAUCGCUCAUGGAAUCUUGAGCAAGCUCGCAAAGACGUACCCUCAAGCACUUUACUUCCAGCUGCGCACCAGUCGUGAAGACAUGUCGGUCAUCAAGCGAAGUCAAGAGGCAAAGGAAGCUAAAGAGAAGCAAGCAAGGGCCAAGCAAUCUGGAGGUGCUACGCCAGCUGAAGGUGCCAAGCCAGAGACGAAGCCCAAUGGGGAUUCUGCCAGUGCAACUCCUCAGCCAAAGGUCGAAGGUCAAGAUGCAAGCCAGGCGCCGAAUUCUGAGGCCGCUGAGCCAGCGAAGCCCAAGAAGCCAUGGGACCACACCGAAGAACUCACGCAGACGCUCAAGACGGCGUUCCCUUUAUUGGCCUUGUCGAUGGAAACUAUGGUUGACCAGGUCCAAAAGUAUUUCAAGUGUACUCUGGACGAGGAUGCAUACCGUCUUAUCGUCGCUUUGCUGAACGAUGGCUUGGCAUAUGUCGGCAGAUACCCGACCUCGUACGCUCAAGGCGUGAACUUGCCGCCUUCCACCGAGGCCAAUAUCACUAGAUUCGCGGAAUCUAUCUUGCCAGCUCACAUCCGCAAGUCGUUCGAAGCCGACUUUGUGACCAAAAAGCCAUCGAUGUUCGAGUACAUCGCCAAGCUACGCAGGUGGAGAGACAGAUUUGAGGAAAAGCUCGAUCGCAGAACAUCUAAAUGGCAUCUCGAACAGACUACUCAUUUGGCUGAAUUCCGCUUCUUGAAGUUUGACGAAGUCGAGGUGCCUGGGCAGUAUUUGCAGCACCGUGAUAAGAACCAAGACUUUGUCAGGAUUGAGCGAUUCCUGCCCGAUGUUGAGCUCGUCAGAGGCGUCACUGGCUGUCAUAGAAGACUGACUAUCCGUGGUCACGAUGGAAGUGUGCAUCCAUUUGCCAUUCAGCACCCGACAGCCAGGCACAGCAGGCGCGAGGAAAGAGUUUCGCAGUUGUUCAGGAUCUUCAACAGCAUAUUGGCGAAGAAGAAGGAGAGUAGACGUCGCAACUUGCAGUUCCAUUUGCCCCUAAUGGUUCCUUUGUCUCCUGGAAUCCGCAUGGUUCAGGACGAUGCUUCGUACAUCAGCUUGCAAGGGAUCUAUGAAGACUAUUGUCGCCGCAACGGUAUCAACAAGGACGACCCGGUCUUGUUCCAAAUUGACAAGCUCCGCGCCUUGACACCGCAAAAACCUGAGCAGGCUGCAAGCAUUCGCUUGGAGACUUUCAACGCAAUUCAAGAAAAGUAUGUUCCGAGCGAUGUUGUUCAGGACUACUUCCAGCAGACGUACCCUUCGUACGACUCGCUCUGGUUGUUCCGUCGCCAAUUCUCUGCACAAUUGGCUGCUCUGACGUUCAUCACAUUCACCAUGCACAUGACGAUGCGCUACCCUCACAAGAUGUCCAUCUCACGCGGUACUGGUAACAUUUGGGGAUCAGAGUUGGUUCCUGCAAUGGCUGCCGCCAAGCCAUAUUUCCACAAUCCUGAAGCAGUGCCUUUCCGUCUUACCCCCAACUUGCAGACUCUGAUGGGCCCGAUCCACACUGAGGGUAUCUUCGUCGCUGCUCUGAUGGCCAUCGCUCGCUGUUUGACCGACUCGUCUUCUUCGCCCACAACCUCGACUCCACCCGCCGUUCCUACGCCUACCAACUCAGGUAACGGUGGCAACAAUCAAGACGAGACGGAGAGUAACACAUCAGACCUCGAAGGCCAAUUGAGCAUUUUCAUCCGCGACGAGAUGAACUUCUGGUCGUUGCAGCAGCAUAAGCAAAGCAUUAAAGAUGGUGAACUGCGCGAGCACGUGUACCGCAAUGCUACACACAUUGUCAAGAAGGCAGUCGCCAUGGCCAAGGAGCCGGAUGCAAAGAACUUACCUGCCAGUCAGAGCGUGCUGGACCUGGUGGCCAAGGCUACCGAGCCCAAGAACCUUUGCACAACUGACGCGCUCUGGCAGGCUUGGCUG
Aureobasidium vineae is the source of this 11263-nucleotide messenger RNA. The record is from the annotation of a GenBank genome assembly. NCBI's taxonomy places the organism in Eukaryota, Fungi, Ascomycota, Dothideomycetes, Dothideales, Saccotheciaceae.